GACAGUUCAUUCCGAGGAAGAAGAAAAGCAGGGAGAAGCAGUCUUCAGUCUUCAUUGUUUCGCGACUUGACCGCCGGUGUGAUGUCUACGAAAAGAAGGAAAUCAUGAAGAAUAUCCCUCUGAUUCUGAUGGGUUGCGGCGGCGUUGGCCGCCACCUCCUCCAACACAUUGUCUCCUGCCGAUUACUUCACGCCAAGCUUGGAGUCCAUUUACGGGUGGUGGGAGUAUCGGACAGUAAGUCUCUAGUACUUACAUCGGACGUGAUCAAAGCAGAGUUGAAUGAUAACUUUCUGUCAGAAGUUUGUAGAGUGAAAUCAGAUGGUUCUUCUUUGUCAAAGCUUAAUGAUUUAGGUGAUUGUAAAGUCUUCUCCAAUUCAGAAUCAAGAACAAAAAUAUUAGACAUUGCAUCGGUUCUGGGUAAAUCGACAGGUUUGGCUCUUGUAGAUUGUUCAGCUAGUUCUGAGACAACUGGAGUGCUGACCCAAGUGGUUGAUUUGGGUUGUUGUGUUGUCUUGGCUAAUAAAAAGCCUCUUACUUCUACUUUGGAGGACUAUGAUAAAUUGGUGUCAUAUCCCCGCCGCAUUCGGCAUGAGUCAACUGUUGGUGCUGGUCUUCCCGUCAUAUCAUCCUUAAAUCGCAUAAUUUCAUCAGGAGAUCCCAUUCAUCGCAUUAUUGGGAGUUUGAGUGGAACACUAGGAUAUGUAAUGAGUGAAGUUGAAGAUGGAAAGCCCUUGAGCCAAGUUGUUAAAACUGCUAAAAGCCUUGGAUACACUGAACCAGAUCCACGUGAUGACCUUGGUGGGAUGGAUGUUGCCAGGAAGGCUUUGAUCCUUGCUCGACUUCUUGGCAGGCGGAUUAGCUUAGAUAGCAUCAAGAUUGAGAGCUUGUACCCUAAAGAAAUGGAGCCUGGUGUGAUGUCUGUUCAAGAUUUCAUGGAAAAUGGGCUUGUAAAGCUCGAUAACAACAUACAAGAGAGAGUUAAGAAAGCUUCACUAAAUGGAAACGUCCUCCGUUAUGUCUGUGUGAUUGACGGCUCAAGAUGUGAAGUUGGCCUUCAAGAACUUCCCAAGAACUCUGCUCUAGGAAGAUUGAGAGGAAGUGACAAUGUGCUAGAAAUAUACAGUAGGUGCUACAAUGAACAACCACUGGUUAUUCAAGGAGCUGGAGCGGGUAAUGACACAACUGCAGCUGGUGUGCUAGCUGAUAUCCUUGAUCUUCAGGAUCUAUUCCCAUUAUAAAAAUGGUGUCUUCCAGGUUGAGGAAACUCGAACUUCAAAUUACCAUUGUAUUGCACCCACAAAAGUGAAACAAAGAGAGAAUUUUGAACUUGAAAUUUCCCUUCCCUACUAGAUAUGCAAGUUCUUUGUUCUGUUUUUGUUUCUCCAUUGGCAUCUCACUUACAGAAUGGUAAGACUUUCUCUUCAACAUUUCUAUAUCUGUAUAAGAUAGAACAGACCAAAUAACAGCCAAAAUUCAGC
Molecule: messenger RNA, 1478 nt
Organism: Rubroshorea leprosula
Lineage: Eukaryota; Viridiplantae; Streptophyta; Magnoliopsida; Malvales; Dipterocarpaceae
Source: the annotation of a GenBank genome assembly